Molecule: messenger RNA, 1250 nt
Organism: Magnolia sinica
Lineage: Eukaryota; Viridiplantae; Streptophyta; Magnoliopsida; Magnoliales; Magnoliaceae
Exons: 2
Coding region: 320-871 (183 amino acids)
Source: RefSeq, a predicted model, not a curated record
UGAUGGGUCAAUUUCAGAUGCCCCUGAAAAAGCUUCUUUACAUUUGGUGAUGAAUACGAUGGGAGGUGACUGGAUCGACCGAUGGUGGUGGACCGCUGAUAAAAAUGAGCUGGCCACCUUGGUUGCACUUAAGUCGACAGAGCAGAUUGAGAACUGUGAUCUUCCACAGCCCACAGCUAUGCAUUUUUGAAAAGGCCCAUUUGAAUAUCUUGAGAACUUUGAUCACAAUCCAAUUCUAUCAGUGCCUUUAGACUGGAAGAUAUGUUCUGGCCUCUGCAAGUUUUCUGAUUGCACACAUACUGGUCCUGCUUCUGGGAGCAUGGAUGGAAGAUGUCGGCCUUCUGAUGAAGUGGGCCGCUUGUUCUAUGAUUCCAAAAGAUUUUGCAGCAACACCAAUGGCUCCGAUGAUGCCAUCAAGGGUCCAACCCAAAUGAGUCGGUUGUCCAAGACCGAUCCUAGCAAGGAGGCUCAGCUGAUGGAAGCACUUCGCCAUUCCCAAACGCGGGCCAGGGAAGCUGAAAGGGUGGCCCAGCAGGCCUACACUGAGAAGGAACACAUCAUCAAACUCUUCUUCCGGCAAGCGUAUCAUCUCUUCGUGUGCAAGCAGUGGCUGCUAGUGUUGCAGCUGGAGACCCUUCUCCAGCCAAAGGCCAAAGGCCGUCGGAUCACAUUCUCGCCGUUCUUGCCAUGGAUGUCGUCGAAGAAGGCGAAACAGUUGAGGAAGGGUGCAGAUAAGGUGACACGGAGAAGGGUGGGCCGGCAGAAAUAUGACAUUGGUAAGUAUGCUGUGGCUAUUGUGGUAGGGAUGAGCCUAGUUGGUGCUGGGCUUUUCUUGGGAUGGACCAUGGGGUGGUUGCUGCCAGCCUUCUAGAUUGCUUCACUUUUGCAAGUGGGGUUCAAGGUUGAGUGAUCCAGUUGAUUGGUGGGACCCAUAGCAGGUGGACCAUGACAAUCCCAACCGUUCUAUCAAUGGCCUACAGAUAGAUGCUAAUGGGAAAUGCAGCAAUGGUCCAUGUUCAAUUGAAAGAAAGGCCAAAGAUUGAAAGGCUGGUAUCUUCCAGUUUGGCGCAUUUUUUGGUUUGGUCCAACCAUCGUCGGGGCCAAUGCAGAGCACUGUAUCAAUCAACCUUUUCGGUACAUGGGCUGAGCCUAAUGUAUUUUGUGUACAUAUGUGAUUUGUGAUGUAUGUAAAUGCACUGUUUUCAGUAUCGAUAAUAGCGCAUGUUUCGCACUGUCGGGAUAUGGCAACA